AUGGCAGCCGUCUGUAGUGCUAGCGCGUCGACAUCGGCCAAGAUGAAUCCUGCUUCACCCAGCAGACCUCCGGCAUACAAAGGCGCUACCUCUGCCGAAAGCUUUGACGCGUUGCGACAGCCCUUCUCUACAGGCAGUUUUAGGGAAGGCUACCAUGCGGCUUCAGCGCUACCGGAAGUCAGGGGACCUGGUGUUCGGCUACGCCACGUGCUCGCUAACCUGCGUGUGUCGUCAGAACAAGGGCGCCCGGUGCGUCUUGCCUUAGCGGUGGCCCUGGUCGUCGUGGCGGUAUGCGUGCUCCUUGUACUGGCCGUGCCCUGGGCGCUAGCCGAAUCUAACUGGAGUCCGCACGCCAACACGAGCAAUGAACUCCGCAUCUGCGACACCGCCGAUUGCCGCAACCACGAGCACCAGCUCGGUAUGAAUCGAACCCACUACCAGGACCCUUGCGACGACUUCAGCCUGUUUGUUUGCUCCGCUUGGAUCAACCAACGCGCUGACAUCUCCGAAUCUUUCACCGGCGGACAGGUUACAAUGAAAUGGGUCCUGGGGCUCACCCAGGUCUACACGGACAAUACGUCCAAGUUCUUAGAAGACAAGCACCUUCAGAACCGGCCCCGGCAGUUCAUGGCGCUCUGUCUGGACGCCAGGUCAGAUGACCAGCUCGGACUUCGUGCCUUCAAGGAGCUCAUCAGCACCGGCGAACUCGCGUUCCUGUCACCGCAGCGGUACAUCGGCCACGACAGCUACGCGCGCCUUGUCCGACACCUCGUGAUCCUGUCCGGCAAGUGGCUGGUUCCGCUGUGGUUCCGUAUCGAAAUGCUCCCGAUCCGCAACAUUGAGAAUUCCAGGAUCUUCGUAAUUUCGCCCAACCCGCUGGUACUCUCGUAUCGCCGUCUGCACGAAGUCGAGAUAGCCUCGAAGAGUGGCUACAUAGGGUACGUCGAGCUCUACCUGAAGGAGAUAUACGACGACGGAAAGGCAGUCCCGGCGGACUACGUACGGUUCCUCAGGCACCGCAGCGCCACAGUGCAGGCCACAGUGUUCAACAAGCUGAGUGAAGCCGUCGGCAAGUCCUUCAAGCUCGAAACCAUAGUCCGCGGCAGGCUGAACGACCUCAGCAAGUUUCUGCCAAACUGGAGUGCCGUGGACUGGCCGCCGAUCUCUGCUGAAGACCUGGUGCAUGCCGCCAGCCUCACGCACCUGAACGCCAUGACGACUGUGAUGAGAAACGUGAAAGCGCUCGAGCUCCUCUACCACACGUCGUGGUGGUUUGUCCAGCAGAUUGGAAGCCUAACGAGCAACGCCAUCUUCAACUCCUUCGCCACUCGGCAUGAAACCUUCGGUAGGACCAUCCAAAAAAUGAUCUGCGCAUACCAAGUAGGCAUCACGUACAACGUGCUGCUCGAGAUUUUAAACCGGGACAGCUGGAGCCGACCACAGAGGGACGUCAUUUGGAAGGUCCUCGACCCGACUAUUUCGGUCGCGCUGCAGAAGGUGCGCAGCUUGACGCGCAUCAAUGACAUCCAGAGGAAGACCCUAGUCUCGGUAAUAGACGGCAUUGACGCAGUACUCUGGCCUCACGAAACACAGGAAUAUAAGGUAGACAAACUCUACGGCGACGCUGUCAAUAACACCUUCGGCUUCUUUGGACACUGGCUGACUAGCCGCAAGCAGUGGCAAACAGCUUUUGUAUAUUGGUUUGUUCGGUCGUUCAUGUCUCAGGUCUACCGGGUGGACAUAACAGCGCUGUGUCAAUACAACCAGGCACUCCUCAAGACGGCUAUUGCACCUGUGUCGCUAGAUCCACCGUUCUUCUACCACAACGGCACCACUGCGAUGCUGUACGGUGGCCUGGGCUUUUUGUUCGCGCGGUGCCUCUUUUUCGCCCUGGACGUGGUGGCGCAAAUAGCCGACGCGACCAACCGGAACACGCCUGUGGCCGACGAGUCUGGGCACUUGGAAAAGGCGGUGCGCUGCCAGCAGCCUGAGGUUGACCAAGAGACGCUGUACCCCUUCCUGCCGGCGCUGGAGGUGGCGCACGCAGCAUACAAGAAGGCGCUCAACGGCAGCCAGGAUGCGCGGCUGAAAGGAAUGGAACAGUACAGCGGGGAACAAGUGUUCUUCCUGACCAUGUGCCACACUCUCUGCGAAGAGGAUGGCCGAGGAAGCGCCUGGUCACCAGCAUGCAACGCAGCCGCCCGGGAGUUCGAGCCGUUCGCAAAAGCAUUCGGUUGUGAGAGCGGGUCUUCUAUGAACCCGAAGAAGAAGUGCAAUUUUUUCUAGCCCCGACACCACAAUACACCUA
Messenger RNA from Dermacentor silvarum, 2308 nucleotides. RefSeq lists its product as uncharacterized. Bases 1 to 2286 code for a protein of 761 amino acids. Gene Ontology annotation, molecular function: metalloendopeptidase activity. Gene Ontology annotation, cellular component: plasma membrane. Gene Ontology annotation, biological process: protein processing. Lineage: Eukaryota; Metazoa; Arthropoda; Arachnida; Ixodida; Ixodidae. The record is from RefSeq and is a predicted model, not a curated record. The transcript is spliced from 8 exons.